Messenger RNA from Cryptomeria japonica (Japanese cedar), 1404 nucleotides. RefSeq names its product protein TIC 20-I, chloroplastic. NCBI's taxonomy places the organism in Eukaryota, Viridiplantae, Streptophyta, Pinopsida, Cupressales, Cupressaceae. The coding region runs from base 408 to 1256 and encodes 282 amino acids. The transcript is spliced from 3 exons. The record is from RefSeq and is a predicted model, not a curated record.
UGGUUCAUAAGUGGUAAAGGCAAUCACUCAUUUUUUAAGACAUUUUGGGAAAACUAUAGAUUUUAAUACAUUCAUUCACAUCGCAGAAGAUGAAUUUAGGGCAUACAAAAUUGUGGAACAUUUUCUGUCACGGAGAUUUCUGUAUUGGGCUGUAGAAACUUGGAAGCCUUACAGAUAACGUUAGAGGUUGUCGAAACAGCAGAGAAGAAGAGCUGGCGGCGGUGGCGGUAGCAGAACGAGUUUAGUUGAGGUUGCGUUGCUUCAUUAAUCGACCUCAAGGUUUUCCUGUGAUUAUCUCCGUCGCCAAAUUCAUAUUUUGCAGUCGCCUUCAGACAUCCGUGACUACAUCAGUAUUUUAUUUUGCAUUUUAUUUGAUUGGUUCUGUUAUCUGGACCUUGGGGAGCUGCAUGAUAAUGGCUCAGAGUGGACUCUGUGGCAUCUCUGUAAAUAACACAUUUACCAGAUCAGGGAUCUGUCCACUUAAGACACGGAGGACAAGGGUGGUACCUUCUCACUUUGUCAGCCAUGCAUCUGCUACAUGCUCAUUGCUCUCAUUCAGGAAAAUGUACGAAGGAAAUGAAAAGCCCAUAUCACAAAUUAGGACUUAUUCCUCUCAAGAAUGGGAGCAUUCAUAUGUAAAUGUUUCUGCACCUUUCUCUGCAGGAGAACAUGGAAACUUGAGAACUUUUUUGCCAGUCACUUCAAAACGUAGCAGGAAAUUUGUAAGCCCAAGGGCGGAAAAAGAUGAAAAGCGUACAUAUGAAGGGUUCCCUCCAAUGCAGACGAAACCAAAAUGGUGGAUGAGACUUAUGGCAGUCUUUCCUUACAUGAUUUCUUUUCAUGUGUGCUGGGUGUUUGCAGAAACAACAUAUAAUAUGCACCCAUUCCUGGAGGAUUUUGAACCACUUACAUUUCCCUUCAUCAUUAAUGGUCUUGCCAGGCUGCCUGGCUGGUUCUUCACAGCAUAUUUUUUCACAGCAUACCUGGGGGUUGUAAGGAAUAAUAAAUUUCCUCAUUUCCUGAGAUUUCAUGUGGUAAACGGAAUGCUGUUAGAGAUCACUUUCUCAAUUCUUGGGCAAGUUAAUGAUUGGUUACCCAAAUCAUUUUAUUGGGGGAAGUUUGGACAGUUUUUUUGGUUUUUUGUUACCAUUUCAUUUCUCUUUACAGUCAUGCUCUGCAUUUCGUAUGCUCUGAGAGGCAUGUAUGCUGAUGUGCCAUUUCUAUCUAACGCUGCAUACAUGCAAAUGCCUUACUGAUUGACUUUAAGGAAGACUCAUGAGAUUACCCAUGGCAAGCAGUUCUGAUCAGAAGGAUAGUGGAAGACUGCAACUUUUACAUGUAAACAAUUGAAGGAUGGUUCUUGUCCUAGAAAGCUAAUACCAGACCGAUUUGGUUUUCUGAUUA